AUGCAGUCACGCUUGAGCCUUGCGCUUCUCUUUGCGGCUUUGGCCACUCUAGUAACUGCACAAUCCUGUCCCGCCGUUCACAUCUUCGGUGCCCGAGGCACCACCGUUCCCCAAAGUAAUGGCUAUGACCUCCUCCUCCCUCUGGUAAACCAGCUGAAAUCCACGUACGCUGGCGCCACGUCCGAGGCAAUUGUCUAUCCAGCCUGUGGCGGGCAAAGUUCCUGCGGAGGAGUUGCAUAUGGCGACUCGGCAAAACAGGGAACUGCCGCCGUGGCUACGGCUGUAAAUAAUUUUCACAACAAUUGUCCAAAUACCAAGUUGGUGUUGAUGGGAUACUCACAGGGCGGACAAAUUAUAGACAACGCCCUAUGUGGAGGACCUGAUCCCAACGCGGGAAUCACUAACACGUCUAUUCCCAUUUCCGCAAGCGCUGCACAAAUGGUCAAAGCAGCUAUUUUCAUGGGAGAUCCUCGAUUUGAGUACGGGGCUUCUUACGAGAUUGGAACUUGCAGGCUUGGAGGAUUUGCUGCGCGCCCAAAGGGCUUCACAUGCAGUAAUGGAUCUAAAAUUCAGUCUUAUUGUGAUUCUCCCGAUCCUUAUUGCUGCCAAGGCAAUGAUGCGAGCGCUCACGGGGCCUAUGUCAAUGUCUAUGGCCAGAACGCUAUUUCCUUUAUUGAGUCCAAGUUGAACUCUUAG
This is a messenger RNA of Trichoderma atroviride IMI 206040, 696 nucleotides long. RefSeq lists its product as uncharacterized. Lineage: Eukaryota; Fungi; Ascomycota; Sordariomycetes; Hypocreales; Hypocreaceae. The record is from RefSeq and is a predicted model, not a curated record. Gene Ontology annotation, molecular function: hydrolase activity.